This is a messenger RNA of Coregonus sp. 'balchen', 28167 nucleotides long. The record is from the annotation of a GenBank genome assembly. NCBI's taxonomy places the organism in Eukaryota, Metazoa, Chordata, Actinopteri, Salmoniformes, Salmonidae.
AUGGACAGGGUUGAUUUAUUUACUUGUGUGUGUGUGCCUGUUAUUGGAUGUAUCACCCAGGUCAACGAGGACCAACUCAAGCAGAUGGAGAGCGAGAACAGUUUCAUCACACGUUGGAAUGACAAGAAAGACACCACAGUAAGUCGGCCUGUUUAGCUCCACUGACAAACACAAUCAGACUUCUGGACCGUUGUGUGUGAGUUUGUGUGUGUGUGUGUGUGUGUGUGUGUGUGUGUGUGUGUGUGUGUGUGUGCAUGCGUGUGUGUGUGUGUAUAAGCUGAGCUCUCAGGUCAGAAAUGCAUUUGAACUGUCUUCCUGUUAUGCAAUGAUUCAGGGAGGGAGGGUGUUGGUUGGACAGAGCCAGGAGGCCAAUGAGAGGGUUUGUAUGCCUGUUAAGCUUUAUGACUGUCUCCUACUUUAUACCUGAAUGCAUGCGCUGCAGGAAACUAUUUGUUAAGAUAACCUGGCAAACAAAUUCAUCUUCCACCGCCUGCUGAAGUUGAAAGUGGUUGAACAAAGUGUUGAAAGUGAUUGAAUAAAGUGUUGAAAGUGAUUGUUUUUUUUCCCACCUGAAGUUGGUUUCCAGAGGCUGUCAGGAUGAAUCUUGCCAAUUGGACUAAAAGGUUAACGCUAUUGUGGGAAAAUUGCCCCCGAAAAAAUGAAAGAGAGCUAGACAAAUGUCUCACGUACUAAAAGUGGAGGUUUUUGGUAACCUGGUAACAGGAUUGAGAGCAGAGGGAGGAGGAAAAGAGAAGUGUCAGAUAUUCAAUUGAAAGCUUUUAGUAAAGACUAGGUCUCUCAGGGAGGGAGAGGGAAUUAAGGCUAGCUCUGCCAUGUGGGUUUGCUAAUUGUUAGAGGCUUGCUGUGAAGCAGUGUGAUUAGCCUAGUGCCUAGCCUUGCACCUGUUAGCUCAGGCUGUUGAGUUAGCUCUUGGAGUGGAGGGUACACACACACACAUACACACACACACACACACACAUUAGAUUUGAGCGCUGUCCUCUCUUUUUUCCCCCCUCUCUUUUCCCCCUCUUUUUCCCCCUCUCUUUUCUCCCCCCUCUUUACCCCCUCUCUUUUCCCCCCUCUCUUUCCCCCUCUCUUCCCCCUCUCUUUCCCCCCCUCUAUUUCCUCCUCCUUCUCUUGUCCCCCUCCUCUCUUUCCCCCUCUCUUUUCCCCCCUCUUUUCCCCCCUCUUUUUCCCCCUUUUUUCCCCCCUCUUUUCCCCCCCUCUCUCUUUUUCCCCCCUCUCUUCUCCCCCUCUUUUCCCCCCCUCUUCCCCCCUCCCUUUUUCCCCCCCCUCUUCCCUUUUCUUCCCACCUCUUUUUCCCCCUCUUUUCCCCCUCCUUUCCCCCCUCUUUCCCCCCUUUUUCCCCCCUCACUUUCCCCCCUACUUUUCCCCCCCUCUCUUUUUCCCCCUCUCUUUUUUCUUCCCCUCUUUUUCCCCUCUCUCUUUCCCCCCCCUUGUUCCCCCCUCUCUUCCCCCCUCUCUUUUUCUCCCCCCUCUCUUUUCCCCUCUUUCCCCCCCUCCUUCUCUUUCCCCCCACUCCAUCCCCCCCUCUCUUUUUCUCCAUCCUGUCUUUUCUUUCCAUUCUAUUCUCCUUGACUUCAGGCGUCAGAAAGCACAUUUAAUUUAGAGUGACGGCGCCAGCAAAACCACCCUGUUUGUUUUCUUUCCUCGCUUGUUCUCUCAUCUGUGGCUGGGCUAACACAAUAAAGUUGGGCAGCCAUAUUUUGACUGGCAAUUUGACUGGUGAACUCAUGGGUACACUCGCAAUGGCUGCCUGGUAUUGUGAUGCAAAAAUGUCCAUGGUAUUUUGGAAUGUUCUAUCAACUGAUGCUGGAUUGCCAUGGUAAUGUAGAAUGUUCAUUCAAAUGAUACUAACUGAUGUGGCUCAUAAAGUAAGUGUUUUGUAAUGUCAGUUGAGUUGACUCAACAAAUCACAGCACACAACUGCUUUUACUUCCUGGCAUGGGUACACUCAAAAUGGCUGCCAGUCCACCCAUUAUACCAUCAUUGACUUGAAACGCGCUUUCUACUCAUUCUCAUGGGUAAACUCUGCAUUAUCAUACGUUUAAAUGUUACAUUUUAGUCAUUUAGCAGAUGCUCUUAUCCAGAGCGACUUACAGUGGUGAGUGCAUAUAUCUUCAUACUUUUUUGUACUGGUCCCCCGUGGGAAUCGAACCCACAACCCCGGCGUUGCAAGCUCCAUGCUCUACCAACUGAGCCACACGGGACCUGUCUACUUCUCCUUCACUUCAAUCUACUGUGACCUUGUUUCCUGUGGAGAGGAAGGAAUAAGUACCAUGAUGCACAGAGAUACCUCUAAACCUUUCCCUUCCCCUCUCGUUUCCACAGCUGAGAGUGACUGUUGUCAAGACAAACUGAAGUGUGCUUUAACUGGAGGCCACGACUCAGCAUUUCAAAAUUGCCACCAUACAUGGACUGUUUAGUUUUCAGGGCAGUUGAUGGAAGUGGUUUCAUGUGUGGUACUGUCUCAACCAGCUGCAUAAGUAAGGGACAAUCAAAAAGGGGCUAUGCGUUCUAUUGGAAACUAUUGAACGACGUGAAAGGUGUGUUUCACAACGCGCUAGCAGAUUGGAACUGACCUUGCAUGGAGUUGCAUUAUUUUUCAGAGAAUGCAUAGAGCUCGAGUUGAUUAACUCUUUAAUACCAUGGGUAUAAUUUAACACAUUUGCCGCUAGAAAUGUGUUCAACAUCCACUGAAGUAGCUAGCAAGUUUACUAGAUAGCUACAGUAGUUGCUGUGGUAACCAAACAAACAGACUUGCUAGUUUAACUAACCAAACCUUCAGUCCUAGCUUGCUAUUAUGAAAAUCAAAUUCAACAAUGCCAAUACUGUUUUAGAUUCGACUUUUGCUUUCAAAAGCAGCUCAAACAAAACAUGUAAAAAUGAACUAUAGCCAUUGAAUUCUACCGUGCAAAUAUACUGUGUGUUGUAGGGAAAUAAUGAACCCUCUAGAAUGCCCUUGAAGCCAAUCAGAAAGGAGUAUUCAACAACGCCAUGGUAUAAUUAAGCAAUAAGGCCCAAUGAGGUGUGGUAUAGAGAGCUUGCAGUUGCGUCACAAAUCACCUAGCAACCGCACCGUUGGAAGACCAGUCAGUCUGGUGAAAGUCCUCCAAUCGUCCACAUGGCUGACUGCGUUUUGCUACCACUGGAAACUUCUGGAAGAUUGCCCAUUAUUUAGUUUUUCUACGGACCCAGAAAAUGGAGGCAGUGGGAGAACCUAUUCAAGCAAGGAAAUAUAUUUUGAAAAUAAUUUAAAAAACAAUGUAUUAUUAGUUAGCUUGCUACAGAAACUUAGUGUGCAGGCUAACUCAAAAGUGCUGCUAACGUAAUGCUCGCUAGUUAGCUAGCUAACUUUACAUACUAUAUAGCUAGCUAAGUAAAUAAAACAUCACCAGCUUGCUAACUUCAUAUUAGCUAGUUAGUUAUCUUGAUGUAUUUAUCAUUGUAACUCCAAAUGCAUGUGUAGCUAGCUAACAGCAGUGGAAGAGGGUGAAAAGAAUUAGCUAACGUUAGCACUUCCAGCUGUCAGAGAAGGGAGAGUAGGCUACUCUGAAUAGGGAAGGUACAUUUGUGGGAGGACAUUAUGAAAAUAUUAUCCAGUCCCAGUCCCUAGUGACAAAAACUGAGGACAGAGAGAUAUAGCAACAUAAUAUUCAGUGCUGUCUAAUUUGAGUAUAAUGCAGCCUGUUUAUUUUGUGAUGUUUUCUGUCCUCAGAUACAGAGAGCCGUCAAACCCUGUCUGCGGGUGAAGAGGUCCCAAUGAAUGUCCCAAGAGAAUAAGAGUGCAUCCUUGUAUACCAUGGGUUAUGUAUACCUUGGGUUAUGUAUACCAUGGGUUAUGUAUACCUUGCUAUGUUAGCAAAUGUUGUAAACAAAAAUACAGUUUAAAAGUCACACAAUGUAUAAGCCUAUUACAACUGGAGCAGGCCAACCCUGCUGGGUGUGCAUGCUUCUGUUCCAACCCAACACUAACACACCUUGAUUAAAUGUAUCAAACAUAAUUAGUUAAUAAUCAAGUGUGCAAUUGCUGGGCUGGAACAGAAGUCUUCUCACCCAGUAGAUCAGGGAUCAGUGGAGGGAGGUUGGCCAUCUCUGGUAAUAACUGCCUACUUGUUACUAAAAUGUCUAACCUGUUAGCUUACUUGUACACUUUGAAAUGAUAUGAAACAAUGUUGAUUCUUUGAAGUUAAGUGUUUAAACUUGUUUUCAUUGUUAACUUAACUAUUAUUCAGGAUGAACUAGUGUCGAUGUUGAUUAAUCACAGAUCACAAUCCUGCAAUAAAGAGGGGAAGGGAAUCUGGCUUUAAUUUGUCUGUGUUUCUGUGUUGUAUUAUUUGAUUGUCACUAUUUGUUCAGAAUAUCAGCCAUGUGAACCCAUUUUGCAGCUGAUAAUGGCAUGCAAUACCAAUGCAGCCAUAUAGCUGAACAAUAUGUCAACAAUGUGGGGCGGCAGGUAGCUUAGUGGUUAAGAGUGUUGUGCCAGUAACCGAAAGGUCGCUGGUUCUAAUCCCUGAGCCGACUAGGUGAAAAAUCUGUUGAUGUGCAAGACACUUAACCCUAAUUGCUCUGGAUAAGAGCGUCUGCUAAAUGACAAAAUUAUUAUUAAUGUGUGUGAGUUAAGCUUUUCUCUGCUUCAGAUGCACAAUGUCAAGGGGUGCAACGCAAAUGCCCAUAAAGCUAAUGCCAUCUUACUUUAGGCCAGUGGUUCCCAACUCCGGUCCUCGAGUACCCCCAACAGUACAGUUUUAUUGUAGCCCCGGACAAACACACCUUUGUCUGGAUUCAACUUGUCAACUAAUCAUCAGGCCCCAAAUGAGUUGAAUCGGGUAUGUUUGUCCGGGGCUACAACAAAAAUGUGUGCUGUUGGGGGUAAUCGAAGACCGGAGUAUACGGCUUGCAGUCAAUCAGCAUUCAGGGCUCAAACCUGUUUAUAAUCAUAAUUAUAAACUGGUGGUUCGAGCCUUGAAUGCUGAUUGGCUGACACCCGUGGUAUAUCAGACCCUAUACCAUGGAUAUGACCAAAAAUUUAUUUUGACUGUUCUAAUUACGUUGGUAACCAGUUUAUGAUAUAUAAGGCACCUCAGGGGUUUGUUGGUGUACUGUAUGGCCAAUAUACCACGGCUAAUGGCUGUAUCCAGGCACUCCGUGCUGCAUAACCAGCUUAUAAUAGCAUUAAGGCAUCUCAGGGGUUUGUGAUAUAUGGCCAAUAUACCACGGCUAAGGGCUGUAUCCAGGUACUCCACGUUGUGUCGUGCGUAAGAACAGCCCUUAGCCGUGGUAUAUUGCCCAUAUAAUUGCUCCUGUAAGUCGCUCUGGAUAAGAGCGUCUGCUAAAUGACAUAAAAUAAAUGACAUAAAAUAAUAGCGUCUGCUAAAUGACAUAAAAUGGCCAAAGAAAGAGCAGCACCAUUGAAGACCUGUCUUGUAGCUCAAUGUCCUGAGUAGUGACGUAAGAUUGGGGACAGUGAUACCGUGGGCAGAGAACCCACACAGAAACAGCGCCAGGCAGUGAGCUCAUUUAGGUCAAAGCCAGCAGGACAACCCUUGCCCCUCUAGAAUACAAAUCACACAGGAAAUUCCACAGAAUGGAAGUAGGAUGAACGUUUUCUACUCUAGCAACGGGGAAAGUAAAAUGCUGACUAUUAAAAAAGGUGUGUAAGUAAAAGUGAAUUGGACAAAGGUUAAACACAUUAUGACGGUCAGCGGGGAUUAAAAGAUGAAGAUCACUGUAUUGGUCAAUUGCACACAAGGCCCAACUGAAAUUUGGGCCUCCCGAGUGGCGCAGUGGUCUAAGGCACUGCAUCGCAGUGCUAGCUGUGCCACUAGAGAUCCUGGUUAGAAUCCAGGCUCUGUCGUAGCCGGCGGUGACCGGGAGACCCAUGGGGCGGCGCACAAUUGGCCCAGCGUCGUCCAGGGUAGGGGAGGGAAUGGCCGGCAGGGAUGUAGCUCAGUAGGUAGAGCAUGGCGUUUGCAACGCCACGGUUGUGGGUUUGAUACCCACGGGGGGCCAGUAUAAAAAAUAAUGUAUGCACUCACUAACUGGAAGUCGCUCUGGAUAAGAGCGUCUGCUAAAUGACGUAAAUGUAAAAUGUAAAUGUAAAAUAAAAUAAAUACCACGGCUAAUGGCCGUAUCCAGGUACUCCGCGUUGCGUUGUGCGUAAGAACAGCCCUUAGCUGUGGUAUAUUGCCCAUAUACCACGGCUUAUGGCCGUAUCAAGGUACUCCGCGUUGCGUCGUGGAUAAGAACAGCCCCUAGCCGUGGUAUAUUGGCUAUAUACCACGGUUAAUGGCCGUAUCCAGGUACUCCGCGUUGUGUCGUGCAUAAGAACAGCCGUUAGCCGUGGUAUAUUUGCCAUAUACCACGGUUAAUGGCCGUAUCCAGGUACUCCGCGUUGCGUCGUGCGUAAGAACAGCCCCUAGCCGUGGUAUAUUGGCCAUAUACCACGGUUAAUGGCCGUAUCCAGGUACUCCGCGUUGUGUCGUGCUUAAGAACAGCCGUUAGCCGUGGUAUAUUGGCCAUAUACCACGGCUAAUGGCCAUAUCCAGGUACUCCGCGUUGCGUCGUGCAUAAGAACAGCCCCUAGCCGUGGUAUAUUGGCCAUAUACCACGGUUAAUGGCCGUAUCCAGGUACUCCGCGUUGCGUCAUGCGUAAGAACAGCCCUUAGCCGUGGUAUAUUGGCCAUAUACCGUGGUUAAUGGCCGUAUCCAGGUACUCCGCAUUGCGUCGUGCGUAAGAACUGCCCUUAGCCGUGGUAUAUUGGCCAUAUACCACGGUUACUGGCCGUAUCCAGGUACUCCGCGUUGCGUCGUGCCUAAGAACAGCCGUUAGCCGUGGUAUAUUGUCCAUAUACCACGGUUAAUGGCCGUAUCCAGGUACUCCGCGUUGCGUCGUGCGUAAGAACAGCCCUUAGCCGUGGUAUAUUUGCCAUAUACCACGGUUAAUGGCCGUAUCCAGGUACUCUGCGUUGCGUCGUGCAUAAGAACAGCCGUUAGCCGUGGUAUAUUGGCCAUAUACCACACCCCCCUCAUGCCUUAUUCUUCUCUACUUCCAGUACCCCCCCCCCCCCCCCCCUCCAUCCCUCUGCCGUUCCCUGCACCAGCUUCCACCAACUCCUCUUCAGUGUUUGUCUCCUCCUUCCUCUUCCUGGUUCUGCUAAUGGAACAUUAGAACAUGCUAAUUGCUCUUUGUCUGUGGGCUGUAAUCUCUACCGGUGUGGAACACACGUACGCACACACAGAGAAACAAACGAGGAGUCUACCUGUUAUAAUGACGAUGUCAACUUGUUAUUUUUCACUGUGCAGCCUGGCCAUUGUCAUUGCAUUUGUCUCUCCCCGAGACCUAUCCGUCAAGUAUAACCUUCAUGCCACAGCUUUCCACAUUCUGCUUGUUUACAUUAUUUCCUCUGGCUUACCGUUGUUGAGGACAUCAUAGGUUGUUUAGUUCAAAGUUGAGAAGAAAACAUUUCCUAAGAGGCAGAAUUUUCACUUUUGUCUCAGAAGUUGGUUUGCUCUUGAUAACUUGAUCUUAAAAAGUUUUUUUGUUGUGAAAAGAGAGAAAGAUGAACAUUGGACAGGGACAGAGACAUAAUGUAUAUGUCACUUUGUGUCCAAUGUCACUUUGUUUCCAAUGUCAUUUUGUGUCCAAUGUCACUUUGUGUCCAAUAUAAUUUUGUGUCCAAUGUCACUUUAUGUCCAAUGUCACGUUGUGUCAAAUGUCACUUUGUGUCCAAUGGCCUCUCUGCUGUUGUUUCACAAUGCCGGAGGAAGGUUGAAGGGAUAUUGAGAGAAGUGUCAGCUGUGAUAGUCUGCAGGUUCCCAAGGACGUAUCCCCAGCCUCUGUAUGUAGCCUGCUAUGUUACCUCAAUGGUAUAGAACAGACUGGAUUCUCACAGAUGGAAAAAUACCAUGUCCCAGUGUUAAAUCUAAAAUAAUAUCUAAAUCCUGAGAGGAGUGUCCUAACCUUGAUCUGCACGCUUCAGAUUUCCACACAGAUAUUCCAUUGACUCCAAAUCACGACAAAAGGUCAGAGUUAGCUCAAGUUCUUAUUUGAGAUUGAGCACUUAAUUGGGGUAUUAUAAAGUUAGGCAGAAACGUUGACUACAUUUGAAGCCCUACCCCCCGCUUUCCACCUCUCUGACUUCCUCUGGCUUGCUUCCCUCAUUCUGCGAAAAAUAUCACAUCAAUUAAAAGCACUAUAUUUAGUUUGCCUGUAGCUCAGAAUAUGACCUCUGCUACUCUCCUCAAAUCAUCUAACGCUUCCCUUGGUUCACUCCGUUUAGGCUCAGGCCACACCGAGGUGGGAAUUCAGAACAAAAGCCAAUUAAUCCGACUGUUGGUUUUUUCUUUCUCCUCUGUUUCUCUCUCUCUCUCUUUCUCUCCUUCUAUUUAGUUCUCUCCGGCCGGGGACUUGAUCUUCGAGGUGUACCUGGAGAGGAGGGAGCCGGAGAACUGCUGCUUAAUCAAGGUAAAGGUGUGUGUGUGUGUGUGUGUGUGUGUGUGUGUGUGUGUGUGUGUGUGUGUGUGUGUGUGUGUGUGUGUGUGCGUGCGUGCAAGGGGGUGAGAAAGAGGGGGAGUGUGUGAGUUGGAGGGAGGGAGAGAGAGGGAGAGGGAGAGGUGGAGGGGUGUGUAAUGGGGUCUGGGGGAGUUAGAGGGACAGAGCAAGGGAUGGAGAGAGAGAGAGGAGAGAGAGAGAGAGGGAGAGAGAGAGAGAGAGGGAGAGAGGUGGAGGGUGUGAUAGAAUAGGGCCGAGACGUUGGUGGUUAAACCUGAUGGGAUUACUGCCACCGGAAUAAAUCAAAAGCGAGCUAAUCAAAGACACUUCUGAUAUAAUUGUGUGAGUAAUUGCGUUUAAUCAGUGGUAGUGGUAAGCUGCAGGUAAUGGACUUAUUUUGCAGGUGUGGAACAGCGGUGGGGUGGAAGGGGGAGGGGGGGGGGGGGGGGGGGGGGGGGGUUAGGUUAGAGUGGACUGUUUUACGACUCACUUUACGACUCACUUUACGACUCACACAACAUUAACACUUAUUUUCUUCUCUCUUUAGUCAUGCUGAGUCUUUCCUUUCUGUUCACCUCUACACUAUGAUUACAGAAUAGUUUCUAUCACUAUUUCACAAACAAAUGUAGGGUUUUGUGUUCUCCAUUUCCAGUCUGCAAGUGAUGGAAAAUCUUUGACAGUGAUACAAAUGCCCAACCUUAACUCCAUUCCCUAAUUAACUGUUGGGGAUAGCUAAUAUGCAGGGUUGUAGUCAUUCUAUUUGAAUGUAUUCAAUGCAGCAAGUUAAUUUACAUUUAAAUUCAAGAAUGGGGAAAAAAAUCCUAAUUGAAAAUGAAUGACACUGCAAUUCUCGUACUGUAAUUUCAGUUCACUUCCUGGGUGAAUUGAAAUGAAAUGGACUGAAAUAACUGAAAUUGAAAUGACCCCAGUCCUGCUAAAAUGUGACUGUAUCCUUUCCUCUCUCUAACAUCUUUGUGGUUGUGUUAUGGUAGUUGUCUCCAACCAUGAGGUCAGAAGAGCUGGCAGAGUCCACGCUGGUUAUGAGGAACGUGGUCACGACCCCGGUCGACCUCUGGAUCACGUUCGAGGUCAUAGAGAACGGAGAACUGGGUAUGUGACAACAAGACAUCUCUAAAAGAGUUUAGCAACUGGUCAUUUAGCUAAGGUCACAUCUUCUGUGUGGUCAGCUUUUCUUUCAUGUCUCCAGAGGGAAAGUUUCUGAAGUCAGAAAAACAUGUGGUUUCACUAAUUGCGAAGGUUGGAUAAAUGAAAUAUGCAGACAGUGCUGUAAAUAAUAUUGGGAAGAAGGGAAAUGUCUUCGCGUAUUCCCUCUGGCCAUUUUUCCAAACUUUUCUCCUAGCAGAGCUGUCAUCUGUCUGUACAUCCAGUUAGUGAUGGAUGUCAUCUGUCUGUAUAUCCAUUUAGUGAUGGAUGGGUGUUCGGUGGCCAGGACACUGUUUGAAAGGCUGUUCUCAUUCAGGUCACAUACAAUGGGGCAUAUUUUCCUCAUCUCAAGGCCUCAUGAUUAGAAGAUUAGGCUGUUGAAGUAUCUCAGUAAUGAACCAGUGUCUGUAGUAAUGUCUCAGUAAUGAACCAGUGUCUGUAGUAAUAUCUCAGUAACCAACCAGUGUCUGUAGUAAUAUCUCAGUAACCAACCAGUGUCUGUAGUAAUAUCUCAGUAACCAACCAGUGUCUGUAGUAAUAUCUCAGUAACCAACCAGUGUCUGUAGUAAUAUCUCAGUAACCAACCAGUGUCUGUAGUAAUAUCUCAGUAACCGACCAGUGUCUGUAGUAAUAUCUCAGUAACCAACCAGUGUCUGUAGUAAUAUCUCAGUAACCAACCAGUGUCUGUAGUAAUAUCUCAGUAACCAACCAGUAUCCGGGGCUAUAGAAGUGAAGAAAUUAGCUAAUCGUCAGUCUUUUGAUGAUACUAUGGGGAUUUAAUUAAUGUCAUAAAUAAAAAUGUAUUGAUAAACCAGGGAAACUGAUAAACCAGGGAAACUGAUAAACCAGGGAAACUGAUAAACCAGGGAAACUGAAUCGUGACUUCAGGUUAUUAAUGUACUGUAACACCUCUGCAUUUAGUGGGAGUGGAUAAUGAUAAAUAAUAAUUAAGGAAUUAUAGUUAUAGUAGGCUUAGCUGGCAUUUCUGUGUACUUUUCACCAGUUCACAGAGAGUUUGCUUUAAAAAAAAAAAUUGUGUUCCACCCUCAAAGUUACCUAGGACAGGUUUUUCCUUUGCAGAAAAAAAAAUGGGGUAUGCGGUGAAUAUAGUGAAUAUUUGAUGAUGGUUCAGCAUUGUUCCCUGCUGGAGACAACAGAUUUGCUGCUGCGUUGAAACAUCCCAGAUCGCUUAGCUGUUCAAAAGCUGCUGUUGUGACACAUUUUUAUGCUCACGACCGAUAAAGGGGGGAAAGGGAAAAAAGAGGAAGUGUAAGAUAAUUACGCAUUUUUGGCGGAUAACCAUAGAUAAACAGUGUUAUCGGUUGGCGAUUGGGGAAGCUAAUAUUAGGGGGUGUGAGAAUGAGUAACUAAUCCCUUUGGCCUGAGUCUGCACAGAUCCCAGAGCAAAGAUAAGCCACUCUGUUCUAAAUAUGUUAAGCACCCGGGAUUUUUUUUUUUGUUUCCCUCGGAUAUGAAAAACUAUUAACAGGGUGUGCAGAGAUUGAUGCAAUAGAGGGGGGGGGGGGGGGGGGGGGGGGGGCGGAGGAGGUGGGUACAAGUGAUUUUAGCUGAUGGCAUGUACUAUUACCCUGUUCACACGUCAGGCAGGCGAGAUAAUAGGCCUAUUUUGCACUUGAGUGUGUUUUCUAAUCAUGUUCAGAUUUGCAGAGGAUAAUUUAACUACACAAUUAUAAAAGUUGGGGAGAAAAAACAACAACCUAUUGAUAAUGGAUUUUUCCUGAUGGCAUUUUAGACAAUUAUAGUUCAGUAAUAAUGAAGAUUGUACAGUCGUUUUUGGGAAAAUGUACAGCUGAACCACAUCGGUCAGGAUUGUGUAAAAACCAUUUGUAAACUGCGAGGGUAAUCUUUUCAGAUUUGCAGACACAACCAGAUACUUUAAAUAGUUUUAGACUUGGUUAUAGAUUAAACACUGAUUUGUUGUCUGUAUUACAGAAUUGCAUACACAACACACUGACUUGUAGACACGACACACUGACUUGCAGACACAACACACUGACUUGUAGACACAACACACUGACUUGUAGACACGACACACUGACUUGAAGAAACAACACACUGACUUGUAGACACGACACACUGACUUGCAGACACAACACACUGACUUGAAGACACAACACACUGACUUGUAGACACAACACACUGACUUGAAGACACAACACACUGACUUGAAGACACAACACACUGACUUGUAGACACGACACACUGACUUGAAGACACAACACACUGACUUGCAGACACGACACACUGACUUGUAGACACAACACACUGACUUGCAGACACAACACACUGACUUGCAGACACGACACACUGACUUGAAGACACAACACACUGAUGUCUUUUGUGUUUUGGAACAGAACGUCCAUUGCACUACAAAGAGAAGGUUCUGGAGCAGGUGCUGGAGUGGAGCACUCUAGACGACCCCAGCUCCGCCUUCCUCGUCAUCAAAAAGUUUGGAGAAGACAAAAUGGCAGAUGCUUUCCCAGGUACAGCAUGCAGUUAGAUCCAUGAUAUCUGAAAGCACCACCAAGCUCAAAAUAUAGCUGAGAAGGUGUCAAAUCAGCUUUUGUACACCAGCAUUUCACACUGACAAUGGCACUGAUUGAGCGAAAAAGCUUCUGUUUCUAUGAACACAGUUUCCCUAUUGAGAGAGUUCUUUUCCACACAGAUGCACACUACCGUACCUUGAUAGACACAAAGAAUUAAAGAUUGUGACUUCUCUCUUCUCUUCUCUUCUCUCUCUCUCCUCUCUCUCUCUCUCUCUCUCUCUCUCUCUCUCUCUCUCUCUCUCUCUCUCUCUCUCUCAAAGCAUCAGUCCUUUUAUCCAUUCCAUAAUUUCAGAACCAAAUGAUUAAUGAAUGUGUUAUUACAUUUGUAUAAGGAAUGUAGAAAUACAUGACAGAUUGAUUUAUUUACAUUAUGAACAGUAAUUGUCUCACCUGUGCCUGUUAAACGGCCUAUUAUUGAACAUUGUUAUAACAAGCAACCUGUUCUCAUCACGAUUUAUAACCUCAAAGCAAAUUAACGUUGAUGCAUGACAGUAUACCCUACCCCUAUGUCAUCAAUAGACUCUUACAGCAAAUCAUACAUACAAUCGCAAACAUGCAUUCAUAAUUGUGGUGAGUUCCUUCCAUCUCUCAUAUUCCAAGUGUGUGUGUGGGGGGGGGGGGGGGGAUAUCUGCUGAUUGCUUAUUGCUGUGUUUCACCUUCAGGCAGAAAGCAAAAGCAGUUUAUGAGAGGGGAACAGGUGAAGUUCAAGGACGGGUCGUCCAAGCUGCUUUCUGGACAUAAAUUCCAGGACAGAUAUGUCAUCCUCCGAGAUGAGAAGCUGCUACUGUACAAAGAAAUGAAAGUGAGUGGGCUUGUGAGUGUGUCUCUGUGUCUGUGUGUGUGUGUGUGUGUGUGUGUGUGUGUGUGUGUGUGUGUGUGUGUGUUGUAUUUGCCUGUGCAUUUUCAUUUGUUUGGCAAUUAAUUACUGUUUUACAGCACACACAAAAUUAGGCUCUUUUCUGCCUUCAAUUGUUCUCCUCAUUCGCUGAAAGGGAAGCACAAUCCCAUUUACCUUUUAAUUUGGGUAUUAAAGAAACUGGAAACUGUCUCCACCCUUACACACACACACACACACACACACACACACACACACACACACACACACACACUCACCUCAGACAGAGAAGUGUUCCAGAAUGUGAAUUACCCCCCAGCUCUCUGGCUUUAUGUUAGAACCAGAACACAACACAGUGGGGCCAGCCUCCCCUGAGGCCCCUCUCUGAGCUCCAGUUGAGAUGUGGUUUGUAAAGGAGCGUGAAGAUUAGUUAUUAAUGGCUGGAGGUGGAUGGAUAGAGGGAUGGGAAAGGAGAGAUGAAAAAAGGGGGGGGGGGGGGGUGGCAUUUGAAUGAAGGCUGUGUUAUUUCCUUAAUUAGUGGAAUAUCAGGCUGCUCUUCAAUGUGGCUAAUUUAGUUAAAUACAGUCGGCGAAUUGUAUUUAUAUCGUGUUAGGAUGUGGUGAGGUGGGUGGGGGGGGUGUGAUGUGGUGUGGGGAGGUGUGUGUGUAGGGGAGUGUUUAUGGGUGGUAGGUAGUGGAUGUGUGUGUGGUGUGUGUGUUGGGGUGUGGUAGUGGUGGAGGUGGGUGAGUGUGCAUGUGUGGGAGUGGCUGUGCGGUGAGUGGUGGUGGUGGUGUGUUGGUGUGAGUGUGUGGUGGUGGGUGCGUGGGUGUGGUGUUGGUGUGUGUGGUGUGUGUGUGUGUGCGUGUGUGUGUGUGUGUGUUGUGUGGUGGUGGGUGUGUGUGAUGCGGCGAUAAGCAAAAGUAAGUGUGGGGAAAGGUUAGUGUCAUGCAGGAGAGUAAUGUCUAAAGGCCGGGAAUUGCCAGGGACCCUCACUAUACGUAUCACAACACUUAGGUGCCGAACGAUAUGUAUGGCGAUUCUCACAAUUCAUAUUCGAUACUGUGAUUUUAUUGCGAUUCAAUGUUCCAAACAUAUUGCUCACUGUACAGUAUGUCUGCUGCAGAGAGAGGAGAGAGCAUGAGAAAAUGGGACCGACCGGCUCGAUUUGGUCGUAUGUAGCAACAUUUGAAAUUGUGUUUUUUUACAUUGGAUAAAAGUAGAGACUCAGAGCUAGAAAAUUGUAUAUCAUACACUACAGUUGAGGGAAAAUGAGAAAGUAAUUCUGCUUUGAAAGUUGAUAAACUUUUGAAACUCCACUUUUGAGAAAAUGGACCUUGAAUGUUUUGGAACACCUACUGGAGAGCUCUUCUUUGUCUACACCCAUUCAGCAUCAUUCACACCCGCUUUAGCCCCACCCAUCUCUUUAAGUAUUCACAUGUGAGGCCAUGUGGUAAACACACGCUAUAUCAAAUCAAAUCUAAAUUUAUUUGUCACAUGCACAGAAUACAGAAGGUGUAAACGGUACAGUGAAGUGGUUAGAUGAAAAUAUUUUAUGAAUACUUUAUCAUUAUUAGAUGAUGCUUACCCGACACACUUGUGUAAAUUGAUGGGUCAUGUGAAGGAAAUGCUAUAACGACUCCCCAGCCACAGCUAGCUAAGUGGAUGGGUCACUAUUGUCUAGACAUGUACACAUGUUCAUGAAAUACAAUAGAUGGUCGUAAUCACCCCCAGACACACCUGGCUAAUUUGAUGGGUCAUGUAAUAAUCCGGUUGAAGUGGAGUCUUUUGUUUAGACAUGUAGCUAGCUAGCUAAACACGAAAAUGCAUAAUCCCAACUCAUACUACUACCAAUACAAACAUCGUCAUAGCUGUAGUAUGAAUCGGCAGGUAGCUAAAGCUAACAAACUAGGUUCAAUUUUAGCUUGCUAACAUUAGGCUAUAACUAGCAAUGCAAAUGGAUUUCUGAUUCGAAUAAUAUUACUACACAGAUCAUACAUGUAACGUUAGCUAGCGAGCCAGCAAGUUAACAUUUGCUAGCUAACUAACAGUAUGCUUUAACUUGCAAUAAAAACGACUUUCUGACAAAAUUUGAAAAUUAUAUCUGAAAAUGUAGCUAGACUCUUACCCGUAUACAUGGAUGAACGCUUCACAGAAGACUGGAACCAUUUAACUCUUUCUUGUUUAUAGCUACAUCUUGUUUGGCCAGCGUUGUGUCAAGUCACUCCAGUUCUCACUGACCCAUGGCAUGUGCAGAAUGUAGCCCAUCACUUUUUCCAACUGAUCAGUUGAUAGCGCCUGCUAAAUUCAGGGCAUCAAAGUUGUUGAGAAAAGUAGCAAAACGUUUGUAGUUCUCAAUGGCUAUUGUUAUAUCGUUCAAAAACGGUGCAGUAGAAAGGACUGUCAACACAUACUGAACAGCUCACGUUAUAGACAGAAGCAUGCUACAGUGGGGAAAAAAGUAUUUAGUCAGCCACCAAUUGUGCAAGUUCUCCCACUUAAAAAGAUGAGAGAGGCCUGUAAUUUUCAUCAUAGGUACACGUCAACUAUGACAGACAAAUUGAGAAUUUUUUUUCCAGAAAAUCACAUUGUAGGAUUUUUAAUGAUUUUAUUUGCAAAUUAUGGUGGAAAAUAAGUAUUUGGUCACCUACAAACAAGCAAGAUUUCUGGCUCUCACAGACCUGUAACUUCUUCUUUAAGAGGCUCCUCUGUCCUCCACUCGUUACCUGUAUUAAUGGCACCUGUUUGAACUUGUUAUCAGUAUAAAAGACACCUGUCCACAACCUCAAACAGUCACAUUCCAAACUCCACUAUGGCCAAGACCAAAGAGCUGUCAAAGGACACCAGAAACAAAAUUGUAGACCUGCACCAGGCUGGGAAGACUGAAUCUGCAAUAGGUAAGCAGCUUGGUUUGAAGAAAUCAACUGUGGGAGCAAUUAUUAGGAAAUGGAAGACAUACAAGACCACUGAUAAUCUCCCUCGAUCUGGGGCUCCACGCAAGAUCUCACCCAGUGGGGUCAAAAUGAUCACAAGAAUGGUGAGCAAAAAUCCCAGAACCACACAGGGGGACCUAGAGAAUGACCUGCAGAGAGCUGGGACCAAAGUAACAAAGCCUACCAUCAGUAGCACACUACGCCGCCAGGGACUCAAAUCCUGCAGUGCAAGACGUGUCCCCCUGCUUAAGCCAGUACAUGUCCAGGCCCGUCUGAAGUUUGCUAGAGUGCAUUUGGAUGAUCCAGAAGAGGAUUUGGAGAAUGUCAUAUGGUCAGAUGAAACCAAAAUAGAACUUUUUGGUAAAAACUCAACUCGUCGUGUUUGGAGGACAAAGAAUGCUGAGUUGCAUCCAAAGAACACCAUACCUACUGUGAAGCAUGGGGGUGGAAACAUCAUGCUUUGGGGCUGUUUUUCUGCAAAGGGACCAGGACGACUGAUCCGUGUAAAGGAAAGAAUGAAUGGGGCAUUGUAUCGUGAGAUUUUGAGUGAAAACCUCCUUCCAUCAGCAAGGGCAUUGAAGAUGAAACGUGGCUGGGUCUUUCAGCAUGACAAUGAUCCCAAACACACCGCCCGGGAUACGAGUGGCUUCGUAAGAAGCAUUUCAAGGUCCUGGAGUGGCCUAGCCAGUCUCCAGAUCUCAACCCCAUAGAAAAUCUUUGGAGGGAGUUGAAAGUCCAUGUUGCCCAGCGACAGCCCCAAAACAUCACUGCUCUAGAGGAGAUCUGCAUGGAAGAAUGGGCAAAAAUACCAGCAACAGUGUGUGAAAACCUUGUGAAGACUUACAGAAAACGUUUGACCUGUGUCAUUGCCAACAAAGGGUAUAUAAAAAGUAUUGAGAAACUUUUGUUAUUGACCAAAUACUUAUUUUCCACCAUAAUUUGCAAAUAAAUUCAUUACAAAUCCUACAAUGUGAUUUUCUGGAUUGUUUUCUUCUUAUUUUGUCUGUCAUAGUUGACGUGUACCUAUGAUGAAAAUUACAGGCCUCUCUCAUCUUUUUAAGUGGGAGAACUUGCACAAUUGGUGGCUGACUAAAUACAUUUUUUCCCCACUGUACAUUUACAUUUUACAUUUUAGUCAUUUAGCAGAAGCUCUUAUCCAGAGCGACUUACAGUUUUAGUGAGUGCAUACAUUUUUUCAUACUGCCCCCCCGUGGGAAUCGAUCCCACAACCCUGGCGUUGCAAGCGCCAUGCUCUACCAACUGAGCUACAGGAGGCCCCUGCUACGAGGCAGACCAAUCCAAACUCAUCUCCCGGCAGGUAGCUUAGUGGUUAAGAGCGUUGUGCCAGUAGCCGAAAGGUCGCUGGUUCUAAUCCCCGAGCCGACCAGGUGAAAAAUCUGUCGAUGUGCCCUUGAGCAAGGCACUUAACCCUAAUUGCUCCUGUAAGUCGCUCUGGAUAAGAGUGUCUGCUAAAUGACUAAAAUGUAAAUGUAAUGUCCAGCUCAGCCAAUCAUGGCUAGCGGGAAGGUCCCUGUCUUUUUCCUUGACUAAACCAACUAGGCUCGUAAUUUCACCAUUUUAUUCGUAUUUACGGAUGGAAUACAAGUUUGUUAUUAAGGCACAUUAAAGUUCACAUGUUCCAGAAGGCAUUUCUGCCCCAAUACGCAUUUUGAUUUUUAAAAAAGUGUUUACGUUCAAAUGCCUCUCCUGUGAAGUAGUGACGUGUGACAUACGCCUAGUUUCCUGAAACGGGUCAUAAAUGAGUUUUGAUCAGUCAGGGAAAUAAAAGUGGCUCACUAUUUAAAAAGAUGAUGGAGAACAAGCUUUAGGAUGAAAAAUACAGGAUGUUUGGUGCUGGUACAGCUGACUAGCGCUAGCUAACGAUGCUUACAACAGCAAAAUGAAAUAGAAAAAUGGUUUAUUUUUUAUUUAUUUAUUUAUUAUCUAUACUUGAAGUCAAAUAUCGCUACAAAAAUAAUAUUGCGACAUGUAACUGUAUCAAUAUUUUCCCCCAUCCAAUUAUUCUCUGGUAGUGAUAGUUUUUGGAAGGCAUAUGUUUGGACUAUAAGAAUAUAAUAUAAUAUGUCAUUUAGCAGAUGCUGUUAUCGAAUGUGUGCAUACAUUUUUACGUAUGGGGUGGUCCCGGGGAUCGAACCCACUACCCUGGCGUUAUAAGCUCUACCAAUUGAGCUACAGAGGACCACUACAGAAGACUACCUGUCUUUUUGAGACAUUUUACAUUUUAGUCAUUUAGCAGACGCUCUUAUCCAGAGCGACUUACAGUUAGUGAGUGCAGACAUUUUCAUACUGGCCCCCCCGUGGGAAUCGAACCCACAACCCUGGCGUUGCAAGCGCCGUGCUCUACCAACUGAGCUACAGGGAGACCUUUUGCAAAAAAUGCUCUUGCUAUUUGGAUUGGUUGAGACUGCUUACUUCCCCUGUCUGACUGACUUCCUGUUUGUCCUAGAGCACUAAGCCAGAGAGAGAGGUCCCACUGAAGUUAGUCAAGUGUUAUCUAGGCCUGAAGAGGAAGCUCAAACCACCCACCAGGUAAAUAUCACUGAGACUUAUCACAUAUAUCGUAUCUUAUCAAACAGCACACAGAAUCAACUCAUGUGAUUACACAGAGAGGCAAAAAAUUGGGUUUUACAGGCCUGAAAGUGUAAAUAAUAUUUCUAAAAGUGUUAUUAAGAUAGAUUCAUCAUUAUUAGUACUGGUCUUCUUUACUGUGUUAUUUUGUCUCAUGGUGUGAGUUCCUCGUCCAUAAAAUAUGUAAUGUCUUCUCUUUUUGUUCCGAGUGCCUCAACGCCAUGGCUAUCCAAACCACUCAUCUAACUCCCUCACAAUAACACCAUUGAUUAAAUGUAUUACUGAACAAAAAUAUAUACGCCACAUGUAAAAAUCCCAGAAAUGUUCCAUACGCACAAAGAGCUUAUUUCUCUCAAUUUGUUUCGCGCAGAUUUGUUUACAUUCCCUGUUAGUGAGCAUUUCCUCCUUUGCCAAGAUAAUCCAUCCACCUGACAGGUGUGACAUAUCAAGAAGCUGAUUAAGCGGCCUGAUCAUUACCCAGGUACAGUGAGGAGUAAUAAAUACCUUUUGUGGGGAAAAACUCAUUCUGAUUGGCUGAGCCUGGCUCCCCAGUGGGUGGGCCUGGCUGCCCAGUGGGUGGGCCUGGCUCCCCAGUGGGUGGGCCUGGCUGCCAAGUGGCUGCACCCCUGCCCAGUCAUCUGAAAUCCAUAGACUAGGGCCUAACUAAUGUAUUUCAAUUGACUGAUUUCCUUAUAUGAAAUGUAACUCAGUAAAAUCUUUGAAAUUGUUGCAUGUUGCAUUUAUAUUUUUGUUCAGUAAAAAUUCUGCUUUAACAAAUAGCAAUUAUUGGCCCGCUUCCUCCGAAUGGAGAAAUAUUGCUGGCACUUUAUUUUAUUUUCCUAAUCUUGUAUUAUUGUAAUUUAUGACUCAUGUCAAGCCAGCUGUAUUUUUUGUGGGCUGAAGGAGGGGGAAAAAGGCACAAGCUAAUCAUGUUACUCAAUUAACAUUUCUCAUAAUUUUUUGAGCGUCGGAAUUAGUGAAAAAAUUAGUCUACGAUGUGAUUGGAUUUCAGGAGGGGAAGGAGAAAGGGAGAAACGAGAUGAAGGAGAAAUAGAGUGGUGGUGUGAGGAAAGAUUGUGUCAGGAGAGAGAGAGAGAGAGAGAGAGAGAGAGAGAGAGAGAGAGAGAGAGACUGGGAGGAAUGGAGGGAGUCAAACAGACAGAGAGAGAAAGAGAGAGAGACUGUGGGAGGAAUGGAGGCAGUCAAAGAGACAGAGAGAGGCUAAGACAUCAUUAAGAACGUGCCGACCUGAGAAAGGGCUUGGAGGAGGUUAGACGGGCUGGGUUAGCUAGCAGGGCUUUAGACAGGCUACAGACUACAGGCUACAGGCUACAGGCUACAGGCUACAGGCUACAGACUACAGGCUACAGGCUACAGACUGCAGGCUACAGACUACAGACUACAGGCUACAGGCUACAGGCUACCUAACCUAUUCAUAUCCUCCCUCUUCUCCCCUGUUCCAUCUAUUCCUCCUUCCCAAGGGGGGCUCUAGAAUAGGAUCAUUGAUUAAUCAGCUAUACUCAUCACUGAACUAACCGUGUGGCCACAGACCUGUGUGUGUGUGUGUGUGUGUGUGUGUGUGUGUGUGUGUGUGUACACCUUGACUCCUAGUGCAUACUGAGGUGUCUAAUAGGUAAAACAAUUAUCCUGAACGUUGUGUUUGUCACCGCUGCAGUUGAAAGGACGAUGAUUUAAUAUCUUGAUGAAAGUAGACAGAAGCCCAACUGAACUCUUGCCCUGAGAUAUUUCCUGGUCAUCCGAGUUCAGGGGUUUGCAACUUCUUGUUUUCUUUUGAAUUCACGUGUGAGAUGCCACAACAACUUUUCAUCAGAGUAUGGGUCACAGGUUUGCAAGAACACGAAGUUUAAACCAUCUUCUCCCUUUCCUUUAAUAGCUGGGGUUUCACCGUCUACACAGAUAAACAGCAAUGGUGAGUGCUUUUCACUGGUUUUCAAAUUCAAUAAUUCAAUACCUUCCUCUGCUUCAUUUCCAUCAGAGUUUGACAAAACAAAAUAAGAAGUUUAUUUAUUCACCAGAUUAGAUACAUUUGAUGUUUUUCUGUGUUAAAAAUGAAGCCAUCAUUUUCCCUCAGCCCCACACCAGUGUUGGGAUAUUGAGGGCAAAGGUCAUUUACAGAUGGUCCACAACGGACAUUGAGCAAAGACAUCCAUCAUUGUAUUGUGUUGUAUGUAUCUCUUAACCACAGAUUCAGGAUCAGAUCUUUACCUCAUAUGCUAUCUUUAACCAUUAGGCAGUAUAGUAAAUCUGACCCAGGGUCAGUGGUUAGGGGUAACUUUUAUAUAUACUAUUUUUCUGACCCACAGGCAUUUCUGCUGCGAGGGGAAGGAGUCUCAAAUAGACUGGGUGACUGACAUCAUCACAAUGAAGGUACAUUCACUAUGAUUAGAAGGGUUGGGAAACUUCUUAGUCAAUAAAGGGUGUGUUCAACAUGGUCAAUGUUUCACUGUGUUAUAUAGAUUUUAAAGUAUUGACGAAUCAGCUUGAUGAAAUGCUAUAAGGAAAACACUUCUGACAUAGAAUGAUCACUCAUUUACAUUUUUAGUCAUUUAGCAGACGCUCUUAUCCAGAGCGACUUACAGGAGCAAUUAGGGUUAAGUGCCUUGCUCAAGGGCACAUUGACAGAUUUUCACCUAGUCGGCUCGGGGAUUAGAACCAGCGACCUCUCGGUUACUGGCACAACGCUCUUAACCACAGAGCUACCUGCCCCCACUCAUGAUGCACGUACUGUAAGAGUUUGAUGCACGGAUGUUGUUUCAAUGUAUGGUCUCUUUCCACCAAGUGUAUGGAAACGUAAUAAUCCUGGAACGGAAGACAAUGAUACAUAUUGAGAAUAGUUUGUUGUCCUCUCCUUUCACCAUCCUCAUUCCCAUGAAAAAUAGUUUGAUUAACACUCAGGAAAAAACUGCAUCUUUAAACAAGCGAGAUAUGAUAAAUCAUAUUUACUCUCCCAAAUCAUUGUUCCCCGAAAUACAAUACAUAAAUAAGGGGAAGUGCGGUGAAGUUUUCGAGGUCACUCAGCGAUAACAUGAAUCACAUUAUGUGCAAAAUUCUCCGUCGCUGGAAUAAGGUCAGGGAGAUUGUAACAAUUACAUUGGUGGUGAGCAGAACACUACAGUCCCUACAUCUACAGCAUAUAGUUAAGUGUUGUUUAUGUCAGUGGCUGACAGCACACAGCUGCCAUAAAUAAUGCAAAGAGGAGAGAAGCUACAGAUAUUUCAGAUGAGCAGAAUAUCACUCUCCUUUUUCUCGUUCAAUUGUUCCCUCUCUCUGGGUCUCUCUCUCUCUCUUCCUCUCUGGGUCUCUCUAUCUCUUCUAUCUCCUCUCUACUUCUGGGUCUCCUUUCUGGGAGUCAUCUCUCGGGUUCUCUCUCUCUCUCUCUCGUGUUGCUGGUAGUCGAGCUAUCUCUCUCUCCUCUCUCUCUCUCUAUCCUCUCUCUCUCUCUCUCUCUCUCUCUCUCUCUCUCUCUCUCUCUCUCUCUCUCUCUCUCUCUCUCUCUCUCUCUCUGGGUCUCUCUCUCUCUUUCUCUCUCUCAAUUCAAUUCAAUUCAAUUCAAUUCAAUUUAAGGGCUUUAUUGGCAUGGGAAAUGUAUGUUAACAUUGCCAAAGCAAGUGAAGUAGAUAGUAAACAAAAGUGAAAUAAACAAUACAAAUUAACAGUAAACAUUACACUCAGAAGUUCCAAAAGAAUAAAGACAUUUCAAAUGUCAUAUUAUGUCUAUUUACAGUGUUGUAACAAUGUGCAAAUAGUUAAAGUACAAAUGGGAAAAUAAAUAAACAUAAAUAUGGGUUGUAUUUACAAUGGUGUUUGUUCUUCACUGGUUGCCCUUUUCUUGUGGCAACAUGUCACAAAUCUUGCAGCUGUGAUGGCACACUGUGGUUUUUCACCCAGUAGAUAAGGGAGUUUAUCAAAAUUGGGUAUGUUUUCGAAUUCUUUGUGGAUCGCUGUAAUCUGAGGGAAAUAUGUGUCUCUAAUAUGGUCAUACAUUUGGCAGGAGGUUAGGAAGUGCAGCUCAGUUUCAACCUCAUUUUGUGGGCAGUGUGCACAUAGCCUGUCUUCUCUUGAGAGCCAGGUCUGCCUAUGGCGGCCUUUCUCAAUAGCAAGGCUAUGCUCAUUGAGUCUGUACAUAGUCAAAGCUUUCCUUAAGUUUGGGUCAGUCACAGUGGUCAGGUAUUCUGCCACUGUGUACUCUCUGUUUAGGGCCAAAUAGCAUUCUAGUUUGCUCUGUUUUUUUUUGUUUGUUCUUUCCAAUGUGUCAAGUAAUUCUCUUUUUGUUUUCUCAUGAUUUGUUUGGGUCUAAUUGUGUUGUUGUUGUUGUCCUGGGGCUCUGUGGGGUCUGAUUGUGUUUGUGAACAGAGCCCCAGGACCAGCUUACUUAGGGGACUCUUCUCCAAGUUCAUCUCUCUGUAGGUGAUGGCUUUGUUAUGGAAGGUUUGGGAAUCGCUUCCUUUUAAGUGGUUAUAGAAUUUAACGGCUCUUUUCUGGAUUUUGAUAAUUAGCGGGUAUUGGCCUAAUUCUGCUCUGCAUGCAUUAUUUGGUGUUUUACGUUGUACACGGAGGAUGUUUUUGCAGAAUUCUGCAUGCAGAGUCUCAAUUUGGUGUUUGUCCCAUUUUGUGAAUUCUUGGUUGGUGAGCGGAACCCAGACCUCACAACCAUAAAGGGCAAUGGGUUCUAUAACUAAUUCAAGUAUUUUUAGCCAGAUCCUAAUUGGUAUGUCACAUUUUAUGUUCCUUUUGAUGGCAUAGAAGGCCCUUCUUGCCUUGUCUCUCAGAUUGUUCACAGCUUUGUGGAAGUUACCUGUGGCGCUGAUGUUUAGGCCGAGGUAUGUAUAGUUUUUUGUGUGCUCUAGGGCAACGGUGUCUAGAUGGAAUUUGUAUUUGUGGUCCUGGCAACUGGACCUUUUUUAGAACACCAUUAUUUUUGUCUUACUGAGAUUUACUGUCAGGGCCCAGGUCUGACAGAAUCUGUGCAGAAGAUCUAGGUGCUGCUGUAGGCCCUCCUUGGUUGGUGACAGAAUCACCAGAUCAUCAGCAAACAGUAGACAUUUGACUUCAGAUUCUAGUAGGGUGAGGCCGGGUGCUGCAGACUGUUCUAGUGUCCUCACCAAUUCGUUGAUAUAUAUGUUGAAGAGGGUGGGGCUUAAACUGCAUCCCUGUCUCACCCCACGGCCCUGAGGAAAGAAAUGUGUGUGUUUUUUGCCAAUUUUAACCGCACACUUGUUGUUUGUGUACAUGGAUUUUAUAAUGUUGUAUGUUUUUCCCCCAACCCCACUUUCCAUCAAUUUGUAUAGCAGACCCUCAUGCCAAAUUGAGUCAAAAGCUUUUUUGAAAUCAACAAAGCAUGAGAAGACUUUGCCUUUGUUUUGGUUUGUUUGUUUGUCAAUUAGGGUGUGCAGGGUGAAUACGUGGUCUGUCGUACGGUAAUUUGGUAAAAAGCCAAUUUGACAUUUGCUCAGUACAUUGUUUUCACUGAGGAAAUGAACUAGUCUGCUGUUAAUGAUAAUGCAGAGGAUUUUCCCAAGGUUGCUGUUGAUGCAUAUCCCACGGUAGUUAUUGGGGUCAAAUUUGUCUCCACUUUUGUGGAUUGGGGUGAUCAGUCCUUGGUUCCAAAUAUUGGGGAAGAUGCCAGAGCUAAGGAUGAUGUUAAAGAGUUUAAGUAUAGCUAAUUGAAAUUUGUGGUCUGUAUAUUUUAUCAUUUCAUUGAGGAUACCAUCAACACCACAGGCCUUUUUGGGUUGGAGGGUUUGUAUCUUGUCCUGUAGUUCAUUCAAUGUAAUUGGAGAAUCCAGUGGGUUCUGGUAGUCUUUAAUAGUUGAUUCUAAGAUUUGCUUUUGAUCAUGUAUAUUUUUUCAUGCUGUUUGUUCUCUGUUAUAGGGCCAAAAAGAUUGGAGAAGUGGUUUACCCAUACAUCUCCGUUUUGGAUAGAUAGCUCUUUGUGUUGUUGUUUGUUUAGUGUUUUCCAAUUUUCCCAGAAGUGGUUAGAGUCUAUGGAUUCUUCAAUUACAUUGAGCUGAUUUCUGACAUGAUGUUCCUUCUAAUUUCCGUGGUCUAUUUCUGUAUUGUUUUAGUGAUUCACCAUAGUGAAGGCGUAGGCUCAGGUUUUCUGGGUCUGUAUGUUUUUGGUUGGAUAGGUUUCUCAAUUUCUUUCUUAGGUUUUUGCAUUCUUCAUCAAACCAUUUAUCACUGUUGUUACUUUUCUUUGGUUUUCUGUUAGAGAUUUUUAGAUUUGAUAGGGAAGCUGAGAGGGAAAAUAUACUGUUUAGGUUUUCUACUGCCAAGUUUACACCUUCACUAUUACAGUGGAACGUUUUGUCCAGGAAGUUGUCUAGAAUGGAUUGCAUUUGUUGUUGCCUAAUUGUUUUUUGGUAGGUUUCAACACUACUUUCCUUCCAUCUAUAGCAUUUCUUAAUAUUAUUCAGUUCCUUUGGCUUUGAUGCCUCAUGAUUGAGUAUUGCUCUGUUCAAGUAGACUGUGAUUUUGCUGUGGUCUAAUAGGGGUGUCAGUGGGCUGAUUGUGAACGCUCUGAGAGACUCUGGGUUGAGGUCAGUGAUAAAGUAGUCUACAGUACUACUGCCAAGAGAUGAGCUAUAGGUGUACCUACCAUAGGAGUCCCCUCGAAGCCUACCAUUGACUAUGUACAUACCCAGUGUGCGACAGAGCUGCAGGAGUCGUGACCCGUUUUUGUUGGUUAUGUUGUCGUAGUUGUGCCAAGGGGGGCAUAUGGGGGAGGGAAUGCUGUCACCUCCAGGUAGGUGUUUGUCCCCCUGUGUGCUGAGGGUGUCAGGUUCUUGUCCAGUUCUGGCAUUUAGGUCGCCACAGACUAGUACAUGUCCCUGGGUCUAGAAAUGAUUGUUUUCCCCCUCCAGGAUGGAGAAGCUGUCUUCAUUAAAGUAUGGGGAUUCUAAUGAGGGGAUAUAGGUAGCACACAGGAGGAAAUUUUUCUCUGUUGAGAUAAUUUCCUUUUGAAUUUCUAACCAAAUGUAAAAUGUUCCUGUUUUGAUUAAUUUAAUAGAGUGAGUUAGGUCUGCUCUAUACCAAAUUAGCAUACCCCCUGAGUCCCUUCCCUGUUUCACACCUGGUAGUUUGGUGGAUGGGACUACCAGCUCUCUGUAACCUAGAGGGCAACCAGUGGGUCCAUCUCCUCUAUACCAUGUUUCUUGUAGGAUGACAAUGUCUGUAUUUCCGAUUUCUUUGGUGAAGUCCAGAUUCCUGCUCUUUAGGCCAAAGGCAGAUGACCUCAGGCCUUGGAUAUUCCAGGAUGAAAUAGUGAAGGCUUUGUGUUCCAUAAAGUGUCUAUGUUGUUGGUUGUGUGGUUUGGCCUCAGGCCAGUAAUUGUGAGCAGAGCCUGCUGAGCAUCUGGUACAUGCCAUUGGCUUGGGCUAGUGUAAGAGUGGGUGUUGGGCCUGUUUGCCUGCUCACGGCCUGGGCGUAUGUGUGACUUUCAUGUUGAGGCCCUCUUUGUGGGAGUGGGGGGCUUGGGGUGGGUAAGAGGAGCAUAGGUCUGAUCUGAGGGGGCCUAAAUGGGGUGUGGGCAUGGUUGACUUGGGGGGGAGUUAAUUGGUGGGGGUGAGGGUGUAGAUGUGGCUGAUGGUGCUGUGGUCUGGAUGUUGGUCCUCUCUGCAGGGGUCCUCUAUGUGUAGGUCCUGGGUGGGGUCCUGUAGGUCUGGGGGAGUGUCUCGCUGGUCUGGGCGGGGUGUCUGUUGAUCUGUUGCUCCUGUGUGAGGUGUUGGGUCUGCGGUUGAGGGCGAUAUCCUUUAGGGUCCGGGCGAAGGUGGGCACUGCUGCCUUGUAUAGGUGGACCUGGUCAAAAAGGCUGUUCACAUCCAGGGUGGAGUGGUAGGCCAGGUAGACAUUUGGUUUUGAUGCACAGUCACGGGAAAUACUUGCGUUUACCCGCUGUAUGGUAGCAGGGUGGAAGUAUUUUCGUGGUAACAGGGUUGAGAUAACCACUUGUGCGUUGGGGAAAGUAGAAGAAGCUUUUUCUAUCACUCCCUUGAGUGCUGUGGCCACCCUUUCCUGCUGUGUUCUCAGGUCGUUUGUGCCUGUGUGUAUUAUUAUGUGGCUGGGUGAUCCUAGUUGGUCCUCAGACAGAAGGUCUAGGGCGCGCUGGGUGUUUGGACACCAGAGUUUAGACACUCUGUGUUUUGGAAAAAGUUAUCCUGUUGAUGUUGUCUCACCACAGUCCAGAGUGCAGACAUGUCUCUCUCUACCUGCAGCUCUCCAGGUCUAGUUAAGGGGGUGUUGUUGUGCUGGACUGUUGUCUGGGUCUGUGCUGACUGGAGUGUGUUCACCUGCUGUUCCAGCUCCACCUGCCUUACCUCCAGCUGGGUGAAUUUAUCCUUCAUUUCAAUGAGGGAGUAGUACUCUGUGCUGGGAAGUUGACUUUCUGCUUGGGGUUGCUCUGUGGGGUUAUUUAAUGAAGAGGUCUGGUCUGACCCGCUCGGGGUGGGGGUAUCUCUCUCUCUCUCUAGGUCUCUCUCUCUCUCUCUCUCUCUCUCUCUCUCUCUCUCUCUCUCUCUCGCUCAGUAUUCUCUUCAGAGAGGGGUUGGGAGGGUUAUUUUCAGUCUCAUUUUAGUUUUUUAACUAAAAGACAGAAACAAAAGCUAGACUAUUUUGUUACUAUGAGAAAAUAUAGCUUUUUAAAUGUUGCAAAUUCAAUUUCAGUAUCAACUGCCAAUGUAUUCUCUAAUCCUAAACCAAAGUCCUAACCUCGGAUCCCAGACCAGAGUUUAAACUCAGCACUCAUCCUUACUAUUCUGAAAAGGUUGUGAAACACAGUGCAUCUCAUAGCUACACAAAGAGAAAUCCGAGUUUGCCGUUGCCCUAUUUGUGCCUUGUCAUCUCAUUGUGACCUACUCUCUACCACCAUCAUCUGUGCUUACUUUAGGUCUGUCAGUAAAAGCGAAGAUUGAUCUAAACCGGAAGGCCAGGUCAGUGUGAGCAACAGUGACCUUUCUCUGCUCUCAGCUCUCCGAGUCCCUAACAACUAAAUCUAUAGCGGAGUAGAGCAAGCUAAACGUAUUAGACUUCUCUCAAAGCCGCUAAGUAUCGGGAUUGGCAGCUUCCACAGGACUUGUGAGAAGAACAGAAAGAGAGAAGAGAGGGAGAGCGAGAGAGAGAGAAUACUUAUUCUCGCUUUCUUUCCUCUUACCUUUUAGCAGGCAUUUGGCUUUCGGAAAGUGUUUCCAUAGCAACUGGCACAGGAAGUCUAGGUUUUUUGUUUUGUUUUGGGGAGUGGUGGAGAAAUACAGCACAGAUUAAAUGAGGAGGUGAAAACAGUGAAAGGGUCAGCCUGUGACCAGGAUGUGGACAAGUCGUUAAAGUUUAGUACGAGCAAGCGCGGUCAGGCUUUUUUUUGUCAGGAACACCAGGUCAUCACCCUACGACUCUCCACUCUCUCCACCGUAACUGGUGGCUCAGUAUCGCUGCCUUUAAAAACAUACUCAGAGAAAGUUCCAGAGAGACAACGGCAGCAAUGCUACUUGAUAUUGUUGAUAAAGCCAUUAUUCUCCGUCAGAUCAGAUCAUGAGGAGUUAGAGGAGUUUUAG